Messenger RNA from Magallana angulata, 1322 nucleotides. Its product is annotated as sulfotransferase 6B1-like. The record is from RefSeq and is a predicted model, not a curated record. The transcript has 6 exons. Gene Ontology annotation, biological process: sulfation. NCBI's taxonomy places the organism in Eukaryota, Metazoa, Mollusca, Bivalvia, Ostreida, Ostreidae. Bases 311 to 1168 code for a protein of 285 amino acids. Gene Ontology annotation, cellular component: cytoplasm. Gene Ontology annotation, molecular function: sulfotransferase activity.
AUGCGUAAAGGCUUCCAUACAAAAAUAAAGGCAAUAUCCCACAACAUACAACGACCGAGUUUUAAAUGAACCGAUGAACCAGGACUGUACUGAACGUGAAAAAGCCAUACAUGUAUGACUAAUUAAGGACCUCAUCUUUCCCUGCGAGCAAGCUAGCCAGCGUAUUGUUAUACAAAAAUGAUACCUAUUUUCAACAUGGAUCAAGUGCUCUUGAAAUAAUUAUACAAAAAAAUCGUCGCGGUCCAGCUCGUAUGUAGUGAAUACGACGAAGCCAGCAAAGGAUUUAUUUGUGCCUCUUUCAAACAGAGAAAUGGCAUCGUUUCUUCCUCUUCCUCGGAGUCGCGAGGGGUUUCUUCUUCCCCCGUUUCCAAGUUUUAAUGUUGACCCUGAGAAAAGGCUAAAGGAAAUACAGGAUCUAGAUACAAGAGAAACGGAUAUCCUUGUGAACGCCUACCCUAAAUCAGGAAGUCACUGGCUCCAUGAAAUCCUCUGUAAAUUACUAUACGAUGAGCAGACCACAGCACCUUUACCUAGGAUGGAAGCGUGUUUUUUGGAUCUGUUGUCGGACAUCACUGCCCUCACUAAACUCCCCUCCCCACGCAUCCUCUACACACAUCUACCUGUGCAAUACCUGCCUCGAAAACACUUGAGCAGAGGUGGGAAGACAUUCCACAUGAUUCGUGACCCCCGGGACGUGGUAGUGUCGUCCUAUUACCAUUAUCUGAGCGUACCGAGAUUUAAGAGAUACUUCACCAGAGAGUGGGACCAGCAUUUGUCCAAUUUUAUGUCUGGGGAUUUUAUUUACGGAGAUUGGUUUCAGUAUGAACGACAGUAUGAACAGUUUGCCAAAACCAAUAAUGUGAUGACGCUAUUUUACGAAGAUAUGAAAACGGAUGAAGAAAGGGCCACUAGAAAAAUAGCUGAUUAUUUAGAAUUACCCUUAACCCAAGAAAAUGCAGCUAGAAUAGCUAGAGACUGUGGUAUAUCAAAUGUCAAGGAACGCAUGAAAACUCACCAAACGUCUUUUAUGUUCAGAAAAGGCCAUGUUGGGGAUUGGAAGAAUCACUUCUCUGCAGAUCAAGAAAAACAAUUCAACCUACUGUUUCAGGAGAAAAUGAAAGGAUCUAGUUUAGCUGCUCGUUAUUCGAUGUUAAAUUCAUCACUGUAGACAAAACGAAAAUUCCGCUGGACAUCCAUGACAUUUUGUGCAUUUUACUUAAAGUUACAUGUAUAAUAAUUUUAUGCAUAUUUAGCCGAAUUACUGAAACAAAAUGUUUUAUCUGUAAAUCAUUUUAAUGAAUUAUAAAAAAUAUUGUAGUCUA